Molecule: messenger RNA, 2026 nt
Organism: Callorhinus ursinus (northern fur seal)
Lineage: Eukaryota; Metazoa; Chordata; Mammalia; Carnivora; Otariidae
Gene: TMEM213
Product: transmembrane protein 213
Source: RefSeq, a predicted model, not a curated record
UGACAGCUGGUUUCUCUUGCCCCACCCCCUCUCUUUUCCCCCAAACACAGAGCAGAAAUUCACCUCUGACAACACUGCUUUCAAGCUCCGGCAGGACACAGUCCACACAGGACACAUGGCACGCAGCCCUCGGCACACCUCUGCAGGAAUAGUGCAGACAGACGCCUCCCUCUCCCUCUCCGGCAUGAAGCACCUCACCUCUGCACCCUGGGCUGCCCUGGCCCUCGGCCUGGUCUUUGCCUCCUUCCACUUGGCUUGCUUGGCAGAAGUGAGAAACAGCGACAAUGCCACCUUGACCACCCACCACCCAGACCCUGGAAACCUGGAGCAGUGCCCCAACGUGGACUUCUGCCUCCAAGUGGCUCGGUGUUGCCACACCGGAGUGGACGAAUAUGGCUGGAUCGCAGCCGCCGUGGGCUGGAGCCUGUGGUUCCUCACCCUCAUCCUGCUCUGCGUGGACAAACUGAUGAAGCUCACUCCAGAUGAGCCCAAGGAUUUGCAACCAUGAGCCCCCCCGAGAAUGUCAGUGGCCACCAAACUGUGGGUCACCGGGGGGGGGGGUGGUCAUGUGAUUUCUGCCCAGUUACAGGUGUUGUCACCUCUGUGCUUCGGGGACUUUUAAAAGAGAAGGAAGAGAGAAAGGAGGAUCCAAGGAAGGCAGGCCAGUGCUGCUUCACUCCUAAAUCCACAAGGUACUGGUGCCUUCUGAGUGCUGACAAUCUCUCUCAAUCUACGGGGCCUGCUUCGGUUUUAACCAGUGCUUUGGUCGGCGCUCCAAGGGAGGUGCACAAGAAACAUGCGACUCUGACCUUUGUCCCUACGUUCGGAGCUCAACUCAGAACCUUCUCACCCAAAACAGGUCCCUGUCUUCCAUCCCUCAUUUCAUUCAAGGGCAUCACUGGCAUCUCAAAAUGUGAGAAUCGCCUUUGACCAGCCCACCGUCCACACCCCCCACCCCGUGCAUUGCUUCUCCCGCUCUUGUUCUUUUCUUCAACAUUAUCCUUCCAUGGCCGUCCGGCCCCACCGUCCCCGCCGGCACCCCGGCUCUGGCCUUCCUCCAUCGCCCCUACAUCAUUUCAGGCAUGUUCUGUUCUCUUCUCGCAGCCGUCAGGCACGUCCUCCCCACGGGCCCCUCCCCAGAGCAGCUGCCAAUGUGGUGCUGUCGCCCCCUGCUGACGACCUUCCGUAAAGCCUCACCCCUGAACCUUGGACGGACAUGCGGCGGGCCUUCCGCUCUCCGCAGGAGUCCGACCCCCUUCCCAGGUCUGUCUCCGCGCGCCUCCGGGACCAGGGCUCCGGUGACCCAGUCCUUGCCCCGACGUCUUCCACUUCCUGCUGCCCGUCCCUCUGCUCUGCUGGGGGGUGGGGGUGGGGGGAUGCCUUCCAGCCCUGCCUCCAGAUGGAAGGCCAGCCCUCAAAGUCCAGCCCAAAUGUCUGCUCUUCUUGCAGCCUUCCCUGAUAGCCUUGGGGGACCCGAAGCUGGUGCUCUUAGGGGUGCGUCUGCUCCACCCUGAAGUGCAGCCCUCGUGAAUACACAGUGUAUACUGCCUCUUGCUCCUGGGGAUAGAAAGUUCUUCGUAAUGUUUGUCCGAUGAGUGAAUGAUAAGUGAAUGAACUAACCAACGAUCGAGUCCCUGCCCGAGAUAACUUAGGACCAUCAUUCCUCAUCCUGCACAAGGAUGUUUGCUGGUCACCGGGAACAUUGCCAGGGGUUUCAGGAGGAGAGGAGAGUGGGUUCAUCAGAAGGAAGGAAGGACCAAAUGACUCUCUUUAUGAGACAAUGCCGCCCUUUGUGGGGACACAUGUAUUUAGAUUGAACAACCAAAUAAUCAUACACAAUCAAGUGAGAGGCCCCUGAAGUAGGAAGAAGCGUUUCCUAGAGGUGGCAGAUGGCUCAGAGCUGCCCACCUGCUCUUUCAGAAAAUCUAGGUAGAUUUCCCCAACAAUGGGAACUGAGGGAAUUGCCCGGAUCAGUCCGCUGUUUCCUGAAUCUCUGUGGUUUAAUCAAUAAAAUGGAUGGAUUUAC